GCCCUUAAAGGGCUUCAGAGGCGGCAGCAACUCCUCCCUGCCGACAGCGCCGGGGCCAUGGCGGCGGAGCGGGGCGGGAAAUCAUCCCCUUCGCCUCCUCUCGCCGCCUUCCGCCGCGAAGAUGACACUUUAGAUGAGGCAACAAGGAAAGACCUUUUCACCGACACUUUCUGUAAGGUUUGCAAGGCAGUGCUGCAGUUUGAGUCUCAAAGGGCGUCACACUAUAAGGGCAAAAAACAUGCUCAGAAAGUUCAUCAUUACAUCCAAAUGCACAGGGAGGAAGAUGAGAGGCAGGAGCAUGGCAAACAAAAGAAAACGCAUUGUGGGAAUUUUCAGGUGGAUGGGAGUGGAGCAGUGGACAAAAACAACUACUGCAGUCUCUGCAACAUGAUUUUUACUUCCCCAGUUGUUGCUUUGUCUCACUACUUGGGAAAGAUCCAUGCGAAAAAGCUGAAGCAAUUAUCAGGAGACCAAGCCCACGUGCCAGCACAGAGCAUGCGGCCUGUUUCUGCUUUACAGAAGCCAUUGGGUAAGAAACCCUUGCUGCCUUCAAAAGCUGAAGAGUCUUCAUCAACCUCCAACAUAAGGUUGAAGUUAAAUGAUGCAGAUAAGUACUGUAAGCUCUGCUGUGCUCCCUUCAAUAAUCCACUUAUGGCCCAGCAGCAUUAUGUUGGUAAGAAACACAGAAGAAAUGAAGCACGGAAAAAGAUACUGGAGGAGCUGGGAGACAGAGCCAUCCCUGCAGAAUCCUGCACAAAUGCUUCCUCCUUUUCAGCUGUUGGAGUUGGUUAUUACCUGUGCCCCGUAUGUAAUGUCAUACUUACAUCUGUAGAAACGUACCAGUCCCACGUGCAAGGAAAUAAGCACCGGCUUAAAGAAACAGUGCUUGUCAAUCGCAAGAAGAAAUCGAAGAAAACACAUAGCUCCUUUCAAGAUGAAUUAACAGAUUACGUUAAAGUUCAGAAAGCUAGAGGUCUAGAGCCAAGAAGGUGUUUAGGUAAAGAGGAAGACAAAGAGUUUCAAGAUAAAAACAUCAAAGGAGAAAGUGACCUCGGUGAGGUUGUAUCUUCAAACUUUAAGUGUGAACAAGGCCAGCAUUCCAGCCUUUUCUCAGAAACCCAGUCACCUACAAACACUGGGGAAAACAAAUCGCCAAGCUGGCUAUCAUCUUAUGAGCAAGCACUAGAAAAGACACACAAUUAUCGCUAUAACAAGGGCUACUGUAAAGAAGAGCAGGCAUCUGAGGUAGAGGUAGCCACCAUCAGAGAUAAAAGCUUCAGCCUAUCGGUUGCAGAAUCUAAAGAUGGCUACAAACCUAUGCUUGCUGAAACUUCUGCCAGCUCCUACGGAAAAGAACAGAAAUUUCAGAUAAAACAUUUUGAGGUGGAAAAAUACAUCAGUGAAGAGAUGAAGUAUGAGAAAGAAGCCACAAAGCAGAAAAGGAAGACAAAUAGUGAAGGUGCAGAUUUUGGAAAAGAAAAUGAGAAGCAAAAGAGAAUUAAAUAUGAGAUAGACUUGGUAAAUGAAAAGAAAUCAAGACCUUACAAAGGCAACGGACUGAAAGAAAACUCUACUGAGAAAGAGCGCAAAAAGCACAAAAAGGAUAAAAAGAAGCCUCAGAUAGAUGUCAAAAGAGAAGAGGAGCUACUUUGGGCUGAAUCUAUCUUGGGAUAUUGA
Chroicocephalus ridibundus (black-headed gull) is the source of this 1677-nucleotide messenger RNA. It is a transcript of the gene KRCC1, whose product is annotated as lysine rich coiled-coil 1. The record is from RefSeq and is a predicted model, not a curated record. The transcript is spliced from 7 exons. NCBI's taxonomy places the organism in Eukaryota, Metazoa, Chordata, Aves, Charadriiformes, Laridae. Bases 58 to 1677 code for a protein of 539 amino acids. Gene Ontology annotation, molecular function: zinc ion binding; nucleic acid binding.